AUGCCAUCUGAAAACGAAAUUGAUACUAGCGAUAAAGUUACACACCUCGAGUUCGUAGGAGACAAGGUCACCCUUUUGGAAAAAUUUUUAGAGUCGGCAUGUAAGAAACAGAAAACAUCUUAUAGUUCAAGCCUAAAAAGCCUCAAAAUUACAGAUUAUUCUGAACUCUCGGAUAACAAAGUUCUAAGUAUACUACGCUCAUACCCAAAUAUAACCGGUCUAAAUUUCGAACAAAGUAGAAGUUUUACUGAUGUGUCACUUAUAGAAAUAGCCCGAUCAUACCCCAACUUAGAAUCUCUCAAUGUCUGCGGUAACCAAGAUAUAACUGUGCAGGAUUUAUGGUCAACUUAUGCAAAUCUCGAAGAUAUUGUACAAUACUGCGAAGACAAGAUUAAAGACGAACAUUAUCAAAAAUCAAUUAUAGAAUUGGAGCGGGAUAUGAGAGGUACAGCUGAAAGACUCGGUUUGAUGGUACGUAUGUAUGGUCUUAAAGAGAAAAUUAAUUAUCAGCCUACAAAUCCGGAAUAUAACACUAAUUAUGCUAUUACUGAGUUUGUCCCACGCGAGAUAAAAUACAGAGGUAAAGAACCCUUAUCCUCACACAUGAAAUUCCAAACACCACGAAGCGAGUUCCAUCAAAAAUUACGUAAAAAUGAUUUCUUUCCCUAA
Acaulospora colombiana is the source of this 669-nucleotide messenger RNA. The record is from the annotation of a GenBank genome assembly. NCBI's taxonomy places the organism in Eukaryota, Fungi, Glomeromycota, Glomeromycetes, Diversisporales, Acaulosporaceae.